This is a messenger RNA of Echinococcus granulosus, 366 nucleotides long. RefSeq lists its product as hypothetical. The record is from RefSeq and is a predicted model, not a curated record. The transcript has 4 exons. Bases 1 to 366 code for a protein of 121 amino acids. Lineage: Eukaryota; Metazoa; Platyhelminthes; Cestoda; Cyclophyllidea; Taeniidae.
AUGACUGUAAGUAACGUGUCAGUAUUCGGCUGCAGAAGCUCUGAGAUGUCCUCAGAAAAGCGCAACUUCGGUAAAGCAAUGAACCAGGACCACGAAAUUGAUGCGCAAGAUUCCAGGGAGGAGCCAGUGGAAAAUGGGCUUCCAAUCGACACGAAAUCGCAUCAAAAUCCACUCCAUGCGCCUAUGACGAUUUCGCCCUCACCACCCAAGCAAGUGACAAUUGAUCAGCUGGCUGAAGCAGCGAACAGCUUUUAUAAGAUGUCUCUUGUCCACGAAAUCAGCGUUGAUUCGAACUUCAAGGUGGAGAGGAAAGAGGAACCGCGCUUUGAUAUGGCUUCUGAAGUGACUACUUGCGAUUUCGGAUAA